CAGAAAGACAACUUCAUUUUGAGUUGCAUCACCUUUUAUAUCAAACCACAGCGGGGGAAGCAGAAUCAAAAAGGUUGUGGUUAGGGUGGAGGAGCUUAACAAAUAAAUAGACAGAAUAAGAACACAGUGUACAGAGACAGAAAACCUGAACCUGCAGCUAAAAGACAAAGAGGUAGUAAAAACUGCCUCCAUCUGAAGGUACAAACAGUUUCUACAGAGUGAUCAUGGCUGAGUACAAGCUAGAGGUGACAACAGGUGACAUGCAAUAUGCAGGAACAUGGGACAACAUAUAUGUCACCUUAAUUGGAGCUGAAGGGCAGAGUGAGAGAACUGAGUUGGACAACUAUGGCUUUGACUUUUCAACUGGAACAACAGGGACCUACACCAUGAAAACCAGUUCGUCUCUGGGGAAACUUCUGCUGGUCAAAGUGGAGAAAGACCCUUUUUUGAUUCUCCCAGAAGAUGAGUGGUACUUCUCCAAAGUAGUGGUGACGACUCCAGAGGGAGAAGCCAUUCUUUUCCCCUGUUACAGAUGGAUCUCCAGGGGAGAACUGGUGGAGCUGAGAGGAGGGAAAGCCAUGAAGGGUUUUGAGGAGGACCACCCCCUGUUGAUUGACUACCGGAAAAAAGAGCUCACACUUAAAAAGAGCUUGUACCAAUGGAAGAUUAUGGCUGAUGGACUACCCCAAAUCAUCCAUUUUGAUGAUCCAACUGAGAUCCCACCUGACUUUCGUUACUCUAAGUCCAAGAUAUCUGAACAAAAUUAUUCAAAAAUGAUAAUCGGUCUUGAACUGAAGUUGAAGGGGCUGGUUGGAUCUAAUGAAAAAUGGGAAAGCUUUGAAGACAUGAAAAAAAUCUUCUGCUGCAAAAAGACGCCAAUGUCAGAGUAUGUUACAGAGCACUGGAAGGAAGACGACUUUUAUGGAUCCCAGUUUCUGAACGGAGUCAACCCCAAUGUGAUCAAGCGCUGCUCAGAGCUUCCCCCAAACUUUCCAGUCACAGAGGAGAUGGUGAAGCCGUUCCUGGCAGAGGGAACCUCUCUGCAGAAGGAAAUGGAGAAAGGCAACAUAUUCCUCUAUGACCAGAAGAAGAUGGAUGGAAUAACCCCCAGAACCUAUAAUGGUGAACCUCUGCAUGUGACUGCUGGUCUCUGUUUACUCUACAUGAACCCAGAAAACAAACUGAUGCCAAUAGCAAUACAGCUGCACCAACAACCCUCUGAGCAGAACCCCAUCUUUCUGCCCAGUGACCCAGAGCCUGACUGGCUGCUGGCCAAGAUGUUCAUCAAAAAUGCAGAUUUCAUGGAUCAUCAAGCUGUUCAUCACUUCAUGAACACUCACUUUCUGGCUGAGGUCUAUACUGUUGCCGCUCUCCGCAGCUUCUCUGUGAUUCACCCCCUCUAUAAGCUGCUGGUUCCACACUUCCGAUACACUCUCUACGUAAAUACUAGAGGCCGCAAAGCUCUUUUUGGACCUGAUGGGGUUUUGAGUACGAGUUCACUUGGCUAUGACGGACUGCGGGAGCUCAUGAGAAGGGCUCACUCUGAAACAACCUACAGCUCCCUCUGCCUGCCAGAGAACAUCACUGCACGAGGACUGGAGUCCAUACCCAACUUCUACUACAGAGAUGAUGGCCUGAAGUUGUGGAACAUCAUCAACAGCUUUGUGAAGGCAGUGGUGGAGUACUUCUAUCCCUCAGACAGUGAGGUGCUUAAAGACACUGAGCUCCAGGAUUGGAUCAGUGAGAUAUUUACACAUGGCUUCUUAGGAAACAAAGCUUCAGGGUUUCCAGCAGGCUUUCAGACUGUCCAGGAAGUGAUCAAGUUCAUCACCAUGGUGAUCUUCACAGUGACGGUUCAGCAUGCUGCAGUACACAAUGGGGAGUUUGAUUACCAGUCCUGGAUGCCUAAUGGCUCGCUGCUGCUGCUGCACAAAGCUCCUCCGACCACAAAGGGGCAGUCAAGCAUGGAGACAAUUUUGGAGACCCUCCAAGAUGUUGGCGAGACAGUGAAAUUUGCAGCAUUGACUUGGUUGCUUUCAGACAAAUACACAGAUAAUGUUACCUUGGGUUCAUACCCUGAAGAACGAUUCAAUGAGCCUGCCCCUAAGCAGAUGAUGAAGAAAUUUCAAGCAGAGCUGUCCUCCCUCAGUGAAGCAAUUACAAUAAGAAACUCACAGCUUGAAGUACCCUACACAUAUCUGAACCCUACUCAGAUAGAAAACAGUGUAACUGUUUGAGAAAGUCUGAAGGAGCCAUUCUGCAUGAGACAAUGGCACCAUGCAUUUCUCAAAACCUGUCUUGCAUGUUGGGAGGUGUGUUAUACUUUGCAUGUAGUACAUACCAUAGGUGAGGUGUUAGAGCCAGUUAGUGAGGUGUUGCAUGCUGGGACAAAAGGACAAUGUAUAUUUUGGGUAUGUCAUGAUGAGCUGGUCUGUGGUAUGCUAACAAUGUUGACAUGGUGUUAUCUGAAUCAGUUACCAAUAAAAAACCUUACCAGUUCCUACUGGUAGGGUUAGGGUUAACCAGGGGAAUAAUAACUGUUCUUUAAAAGAAACACAUAAUACUCUUUUUUUGUAAUGCUGGUAAUCUACUGGGUACAGUACUGGGAAACAAAAAAUAAGUUUGGGGUAAAGGGUUUAACGUGUAGGCCUAUAUUCUGUGGAAUCUAUUGUUGGGAUCACUGGACUCCACAGUUGAGUCCAGUAUUCCACAGUAUUUGUGCAACUCUAAACGGGACAUAAAAGCACGUCCUGUAAGUUCAGCCCACUCAAAAUGGCAGCUGAAGCCCCUUUGCUCUUGAGACAAAAGAAAAUCAACUCAGUUUCCCACAGUCCUCCAAGUUUUUGCACCUAGGCCAUUUUUCAUUCACUACUGGUCACUGUGGCAAGUGGCCCACAUCAUCAUCUGGUCAAUACAAGGGGAAAGCGUCCAUUAUUCUUUCUCCUAAGACCUCCACAGAGGAGAGUCAUUGGUGCUUCGGGGCCAUUCUGCCCUUUCUCUGCUUUUUGUCACCUUCCUGCAUGCUCACAGCAGAAAUGACUCUUCUCACUGAAAUGCUGUCUGAAUGUGGCCUGCUCCAGGCAGACACAGUGCACCAGCAGCCAGACAUAAAGUAUGACAGAUAACUUUCAAGCAAAGGAGCAACAAAGCCAAGUUAGUGCUGAGCUGCUGGAAUACAGCAAAAGACUACAUCAUAAACCACAAUUCUUCCCAGCCAGGCUUUGCUGAAACUGAGUUGAUGUUAGUAGGCUAAUUCUUUAAACAGACCCAGACUCUUGCAUACAACUCAACAUUCUUUGUACUAACUAGGAACCUUUAUACAUAUAUAAUUCAAUUUGGUCAAGACUGCUUUCAAAAAUAACUACACUCAGAGAGGGAACCCAAAGUUCCAGCCUUGCACGUCUUCCAUUCUGAUCGACCACAUGUGGUGAAGCAGAACCUCUCCCUCCCUCUCUCUCUCUCUCUCUCUCUCUCACACACACACACACACACACACACACACACACACACACACACACACACACCAUUUUGUGUGAGGCUUUUUGAAAGGGUGAUUGAGAUUGUACAGUAGGUCUGUGUGAUUUAUUUUUGCUUUGCUAUAGGGUGA
This is a messenger RNA of Epinephelus fuscoguttatus (brown-marbled grouper), 3607 nucleotides long. RefSeq names its product hydroperoxide isomerase ALOXE3-like. The transcript has 15 exons. NCBI's taxonomy places the organism in Eukaryota, Metazoa, Chordata, Actinopteri, Perciformes, Serranidae. The record is from RefSeq and is a predicted model, not a curated record. Gene Ontology annotation, molecular function: iron ion binding; protein binding; oxidoreductase activity, acting on single donors with incorporation of molecular oxygen, incorporation of two atoms of oxygen. The coding region runs from base 225 to 2237 and encodes 670 amino acids. Gene Ontology annotation, biological process: lipid oxidation; linoleic acid metabolic process.